Bathycoccus prasinos is the source of this 1020-nucleotide messenger RNA. RefSeq lists its product with no specific name. The transcript has a single exon. The record is from RefSeq and is a predicted model, not a curated record. NCBI's taxonomy places the organism in Eukaryota, Viridiplantae, Chlorophyta, Mamiellophyceae, Mamiellales, Bathycoccaceae. Bases 1 to 1020 code for a protein of 339 amino acids. Gene Ontology annotation, molecular function: protein binding.
AUGGAGAUUUUUAAAGAAAAAUGCUCGACACAAAUACUACACAAUAAAAUGGUGGAAAUCGAAGAAGUGCACCCCGAGGAACGAGCGCGAGAGGAGGAAAAGAAGGCGAACGAUCGCGGUGGUAACGGUGGUGAUGAUGGUUUUCGAGCGAGAACGACGGGAACGCGUGAAUCUGCCGAGGACGAAGAAAAAGAAAUCAUCGCUUUGGCGACAACUCUGAAAUCCAACGGGAACGAGAAGUUUGCGACGAGUGCGUUCGGGGAGGCGCUGAAACUGUACGACGACGGGGUCGAGGUUUUGAGCAGAGAAGGAGAAAACGAUGAUAUCGACGAUUCGGACAAAAGCGAUGAAGACGAUGGUGAUGUCGAUGAAGCGACGACGAGAACAACAACAAAAACGAAAGGAACUGAAAAAGAAGAAGAAGACGAAGCGAAGAAAAACAAACCAUCAGAUGAUACGGAAAAACGGGACCCGACGAAAAGAGAGGUACUCCUGGCGACGUUACACGCCAACGCCGGAGCGUGCUUGAUGAAACUCGAGAGUUUUGAGGAGUGUGUUCGUAGGUGUUCGAAGGCGAUAGCUUUACAUCCUCGGUACGGGAAAGCGUACGCGAGGCGAGCGCAGGCGUACGAAAAGUUGGACGACGUCGAGCGAGCGUUGGAGGAUUACGAGAAAGCGGUGGCGAUCGAGGAGAAAGAGAACGGAGAGAGCGAGGAUGCGAGACGGAGGAUGAGAAAGUCCGCGCACAGAGAGAAGGUAAACGCGUUGAAACCGAAAGUAGAGGAGAAAAGAGAGGAGACGAAGAAGGAGAUGUUUAAGCAACUCAGAUCGCUAGGCGAUAUGGUUCUCGGGAACUUUGGUUUGAGCUGCGAUAACUUUAAAGCGGAAAAGGAUGAGAAUACGGGAGGGUUUUCGUUGAAAUUCGUGCAAGAGAAAGCAGGUGAAACGAAGACCAGGGUUAUCAACGAGAAUGAUAAUAAUAAUAAUACUAGCGCCGCUGCUGCUGCUUCUGCAAAGUAA